Messenger RNA from Empidonax traillii (willow flycatcher), 13516 nucleotides. RefSeq names its product dynein axonemal heavy chain 17 (gene DNAH17). Gene Ontology annotation, cellular component: dynein complex. Gene Ontology annotation, biological process: microtubule-based movement. Lineage: Eukaryota; Metazoa; Chordata; Aves; Passeriformes; Tyrannidae. The record is from RefSeq and is a predicted model, not a curated record. Gene Ontology annotation, molecular function: ATP binding; minus-end-directed microtubule motor activity; ATP hydrolysis activity. The transcript is spliced from 81 exons. The coding region runs from base 125 to 13516 and encodes 4463 amino acids.
GCAGAUGGUGUCAGUUGGGCUGCAGACGGGGGCUGGAGGCUGUUGGAGGGCUGAGGGGCGCGGCAGGGCAGGGGAGCAGUAGAACCAGGUGCUCAGGAGCCGCAGCCGAGCCCCUGCAGGCACAAUGUCGGCCGGGCAGGACCCACGGCUUGGUUUCAUGGAGAGCUUGGUCACGGCGUUGCUGCGCAUCUCGAGCGACAAGUGGAGCAAGUUUGCGAGCAGCGAGGAGGUCACAACCACGCUGGACAAGUUCUUCAAGCAGCAGGAUGCGCUGGAGCUGGUGUUGGGGCUGAACUCCUCUGGGCAGCUCCUGUCCACUAUGGGCUUCCCAUCUGCCCAGAAGGGCAAGGGCAUCUACUUUGUGAAGAAGAAGGGAGAGAACAUCACCCAGGAGAACUGCCAGAGCAGUCUUCUGGUGGGAGACAUUGGCCCCUCGCCUGUGGAGCAGCUCAUCACCGUGCUGCUGGAGGUCGUGUCCCCCCUGCUUCUGAGUGAGGAGCAGGGGCUGGGCUGGCCCAGGAUAGUGGUGGAGGAUAUUGUGCAACAGACCCACCAGCUGCAGAGCAGGAUGUUCGUGAUGGGCGGGAAGAUCCAGGGGAAACCGCUGCUCCCACUUCCCGAGCACCUGAUCAGCUGGGAUGACUCUGGCGCCGCCCUGGACUGCCUGGUGGGGCCUGCAGAUGGUCCAGUGCUGCACUCCAUCGAGACUAUCGUCAUUGAGUGGUCCCAGCAGAUCGAAGAGAUCUUGAGCCAGGACUCAGCACGGCUGCUGCUGGAGGGACUGCACCCCCUGCCCAGGGUCGAGUUCGAGUUCUGGCAGAUGAGGAUGACCAACCUGCAGUGUAUCAACGACCAGCUGCUCUCACCCCAAGUGACAGUGCUGGCCAAGACGCUGGAGAAGGCCAACAGCUGCUACUGGCCACCGUUGCAGAACAUGUUCAGGGCCGUCAGUGCUGGCCUGGAGGAAGCCAAAGACGUCAGCCUCCAUCUGCAACCGCUGCAGGUGCUGCUGGAGGAGAUGGAACAAUCAGAUUAUUCCCAGCUGCAGCCCUUUGUGCCCAAGGUGCUUUGCACUGUCUGCCUGCUCCGGGUUCACUGCCAGCUCUACCACUCACCUACCCACCUAGCCCGUGUCCUGCAGGAGAUCUGCAACCUCCUCAUCGCCAUGACCCAGAAGUUCCUGAGCCCUGAGGAUGUGCUGAAGGGGCUGCAAGGAGAGCCCCAGGAGACCCUAGAGGGAAUCAAACUGAGCAUCUCCACCAUAGAGAAGUUCUUCCAGUCCUACAGCACUUACUGCUGCAACCUGAUGCCCACGCUGUUCCCGGAAGAGCCACAGCUCUGGGAGUUCCCCCCCACCCGCACCUUCAGAAGGAUGGAAACCUUCUUGCACAGGCUCAAGACCAUCGAGGAGCUGUUCCAGGCAGCCAUUGACUUCCUGAAGCUGGAGAAGACAGUUCUGGGAGGAGUGCGAGGAAACUUCCUUGGGAACUGGGUGUUGCAGAUCUCUGAAGAGAUCUGUGAAGUCACCAAGAGUUUUGCUGAUCGCAAAUAUGAUCCCUUGGAUCCCAGUGAAGAGCAAUGGAACAGAGAUUUUGCAGAGUUCCAGAAGAAGGUUCAGGAUGCGAACAGGCAGCUGGCUGCUGUCUUCUGCCAGGGCUUUGAAGACUGCAACCACCUGUCAGCUGCCGUGAAGCUGGUGCACAUGUUUGCCUCCGUGCUGGAGCGACCCUUGAUCAGAGCUGAGGCUUCCCCUUGCUACUUGGCCCUGCUGGGAAUGUUUGAGGCUGAGCUGGAGAGCGUGAAGGUGCUGUACGACACCCAGACUGUGUCCCUGCCACCCCCCGGGGGAGCCCCAUCCGUCCACAAGAACAUGCCACCGGUGGCUGGGCAGAUGAAGUGGGCUCUGGAGCUGCAGCAGAGGCUGGAGAGGCCACGCAGGGACUUGCUGGCCAUCGACCACCCUGCCAUGGUGGGUCCUGAGGCUGAGCUGGCGACUGGGAAAUACGAGGAAAUGAUGGCACUGCUGCAAGGUUACAGCAAGAAAGUCUACGGGGAGUGGGCGAGUGGAGCUGGCAAGGAAUGCCACUUCAGCCUGGAGCAGCCACUGCUCUGCAGGGACCCCAUCUCUGCCCUCCUCAGUGUGAACUUCAGCAAAGAGCUCACUGCCGUCCUGCGGGAGGUGAAGUACCUGAACAUCCAGCAGCAGCAGGACAUCCCGGAGAGUGCUGAGCAGCUCUUUGCCCAAAAUGAGACUUUCCAAAAGCUUGGGGACAACCUGGCGCUCAUCGUGGGCUGGUACAACGAGGUGAAGCAGGGGAUGCUGCCAGUGGAGCAGCCGCUGGUGGCAGGGGAGCUGAAGGCCCUGGACAGCCGCCUGGCCAGCGCUGAGCAGUCCCUGUUCUGGAACCAUGAAGGUGUCAUGGAAUACAUCCAGGAGAUAAGGGACACCCUGCAAGACCUGCAGGGACGGGUCCAGAGAGUAAAGUUGAACCUGAAGAAUAUCACCCAGCUGAUGGAGGACUGCUCUGCCACUCCCUUGUUUAGAAGGAAGGAGAACAAGGCAACUGCACUCCUGGACCUGGAAGGGAGAGAAAACGCCUUAACUGAGCGCCGCACUGUCAUCGAGAACACGGGCACGAGGAUCCAGGGGAUGGUGGAGGAGAAUGCAACUCUGUUUAAGGCUGACAAGUCCUCGCGGAUAUGGCUGGACUAUGUGGAACACAUAGACAGAAUCGUACUGGAGGGGCUCUGCAGAUUUGUCCAGAAAUCCCUGCAAAUACUGCUCAGCAACAUGGACCCUGAUGCCGAGGUGUCCCCGCUGUUCGAGGUGCAGAUGGAGCUGUGCGAGGGCCGGGUGCGGUACCAGCCUUCGCUGGAGGUGGGGGCUGGCGACAACUUCCUGACGCUGGUGGAGGGGCUGCUCGGGGACACCGAGGCAGCAGUGGCCUCCACGCCACGGCUCCUGGAGGGGGCAGUCAGCUACAAGACGGCGCUGGAGGAGCAGCCAGACCUUGGGAGGAUGCGGGAGAAGGUGGUGUCGCUGGUGGUCAGCACGAUGGAAGAGGGCGAGGAGUUCAGCGCCAGCUUUGAGGAGCACUCACACCUGUGGCAGGAGACCCCUGAGGAGUUCCUUCAGCGCUUCCUCACCUUGGGCACUGCCCCCAAGCCUGAGGAGGUGCAGCCGGAACCACCUCCAGAAGAGCCUGCGACCGGUGGGAUCCCAUCCCUCCAGCUCUUUAAGGAGGAGAUCGAUUCACUCGAGGCGCUCCAUGAAGAGGUGUUGGGGUUUGCUGACACCACAGUGUUUGGGGGGUGGCUGCUGAGCGACUGUCGCCUCUUCAAGAAAGCACUGCUGGACGUCAUCGAGGGCCAGAGCCUGGUGCUCCGCCAGUACCUCACCCACCACGUCACCUCCAGUCUCCAGGAGCUGGAGGAUUUCAUCCAAGAGUCUACUGCCGGCUUGAGUAAACCUCUGGAGGAGGGAGACUAUGAUGGACUGGUGGAAGUGAUGAGACAUCUGGCAAGGGUCAAGGAGAGGCAGGCAGCAACCGAUGUCAUGUUUGAGCCCUUGAAGGAAACAGUUGCCCUGCUCCAGACUUACGGGGAUGAGAUGCCGGAGCAGAUCCACCUGCAGCUUAACAAGCUGCCCGAGCGCUGGGACAACAACAAGAGGCUGUGCGUGCGAGUUGCGGACAGCGCAGCACCCCUGCAGGCCAGCGAGGCUGCCAUCCUCCGCGAGAAGUGCCAGGAGUUCGAGAUCCAGCAGCAUGCCUUCCGGGAGACUUUCCAGGGAAAAGCCCCUUUUUCAUACACGGAUCCAAACCCCUACAAAUCACUGAACAAGCAACAGAAGAGCGUCGCAGCCAUGGAGAGGGACAUGGCUGCCCUGGCCACCUCAGCUGCCCUGUUUGAGGUGUCAGUCCCAGAGUACAAACAGCUCAAAGCGUGUCGCAGGGAGCUGCGCCUGCUGAAGGAGCUCUGGGACAUGGUCAGCCUGGUGAACAUGAGCAUUGACACCUGGAAGACGACCAAGUGGAGUGAGCUCAACGUUGAGGAUAUGGAUAUUGAGUGCAAGAAAUUUGCUAAAGACAUCCGGAGCUUGGAUAAGGAGGUGAAGAGCUGGGACGCAUUCACAGGGCUGGACAGCAACAUGAAGAACAUGAUCACAUCUCUGCGUGCUGUGAGCGAGCUGCAGAACCCAGCCAUCAGGGACCGGCACUGGCAGGAGCUCGUGCAGGCAACUAAGGUGAAGUUCACCAUGUCCGAGGACACCACCCUCGCGGAUCUGCUGCAGCUGAACCUGCACAAGUUCGAGGAGGAGGUUCGCGGCAUCGUGGACAAAGCCACGAAGGAGGCAGGGAUGGAGAAGGUGCUGAAAACCCUGGAUACUACCUGGGCAGCAAUGCAGUUUGAGUACGAGCCCCACACCAGGACUGGGCUCCCACUGCUCAAGGCAGAUGAGUUGCUCAUCGAGACGCUGGAGGACAACCAAGUGCAGCUGCAGAAUGUGUUAGCGUCCAAGUACCGAGCCUUCUUCCUCCGGGAGGCACAGGACUGGCAGCAGAAGCUGUCAACAGCUGAUGCCGUUAUCAGCACCUGGUUUGAGGUGCAGAGGAAGUGGGGUCACCUGGAAACAAUAUUCAUCGCCUCUGAAGACACCCGCAACCAACUGCCAGAGGAGUCAAAGAAGUUUGAUACCAUCGACGAAGAUUUCCGAGAGCUAAUGGCUGACGCAGAAAAAACUCCCAACGUGAUUGAAUGCACCAACAAGCCCAGGCUGCACGAGCGGCUGGAAGCGCUGCAGGACAGGCUGGAGGUCUGUGAGAAGGCCUUGGCUGAAUACCUCGAGACCAAAAGACUGGCUUUUCCCCGGUUCUACUUUGUCUCCUCUGCGGACCUGCUGGAUAUUUUAUCAAAGGGGACCGAGCCCCUUGAGGUGUCCCGGCACCUGACGAAGCUGUUCGACAGUGUGGCCAAGCUGAAGUUCCAGCUGAGCUCAGACAAGAAGCCCCUGAAGGUGGCCCAGGGGAUGUUCAGCCGGGACGGGGAGUACGUGCCCUUCGACGCAGACUGUGACCUGUCUGGCCAGGUUGAGAUUUGGCUGAACCGGGUGCUGGAGCGCAUGCGCGCGACACUGCGACAGCUCCUCCCCCAGGCCCUGGUCACCUACGAGGAAAAGCCACGGGACGAGUGGGUGUUCGACUACCCAGCACAGGUUGCCCUGACAUGCACCCAGAUCGCGUGGACCUCAGAGGUCGGUGUUGCCUUUUCAAGUCUGCAGAAAGGCUAUGAGAACGCCCUGAAGGACUAUAACAAAAAGCAGAUCGCUCGGCUGAAUGCCCUCAUUUCCCUGCUCCUUGGGAACCUGAGUCCUGGAGACAGGAUGAAGAUUAUGACAAUCUGUACCAUUGAUGUCCACUCCAGGGACGUUGUGGCCAAAAUGAUCCAAACAAAGGUGGAGAGCGACCAGGCAUUCGCCUGGCAGUCCCAGCUCCGGCACCGCUGGGACGAGGGGAAGAAGCACUGCUAUGCCAACAUCUGCGACGCUCAGCUCCAGUACGCCUACGAGUACCUGGGCAACACCCCCCGGCUGGUCAUUACCCCCUUGACAGACAGGUGCUACAUCACCCUGACACAGUCCCUCCACCUCUACAUGGGCGGGGCCCCCGCAGGCCCUGCAGGCACUGGCAAGACAGAGACUACCAAGGACCUGGGCCGGGCAGUGGGCAUAAUGGUCUACGUGUUCAACUGCUCUGAGCAGAUGGACUACAAGUCCUGUGGGAACAUCUACAAGGGACUGGCUCAGACAGGCGCCUGGGGCUGCUUUGACGAGUUCAAUCGCAUUUUGGUGGAGGUCCUGUCUGUCAUCGCGGUGCAGGUGAAAUGUAUUCAAGAUGCAAUCCGUGCCAAGAAGAAAACAUUCAACUUCCUUGGAGAGAUCAUCUCCCUGGUGCCAUCAGUCGGGCUGUUCAUCACCAUGAACCCUGGCUACGCCGGGCGCACGGAGCUGCCUGAGAAUCUAAAGGCUCUGUUCAGACCCUGCGCCAUGGUGGUCCCUGAUUUUGAACUCAUCUGUGAAAUCAUGCUUGUGGCAGAGGGGUUUCUCGAUGCCAGGCUCCUGGCAAGAAAGUUCAUCACUCUGUACACACUCUGCAAAGAGCUGUUGUCGAAACAGGACCACUAUGACUGGGGGCUGCGAGCCAUCAAGUCCGUGCUGGUGGUGGCGGGCUCCUUGAAGAGGGGGGACCCCGGCUGUGCCGAGGACCAGGUUCUGAUGAGAGCUUUACGAGACUUCAACAUCCCCAAGAUCGUGACAGAUGACUUGCCGGUGUUCAUGGGGCUGAUUGGAGACCUGUUCCCAGCGCUGGACGUCCCCAGGAAGAGGGACCUCAACUUUGAGAAGGUCAUCCGUGAGUCCGUGCUGGAGCUGAAGCUGCAGGCAGAGGAGAACUUCGUGCUGAAGGUGGUGCAGCUGGAGGAGCUGCUGCAAGUGCGACACUCUGUCUUCGUCGUCGGCAAUGCCGGCUGCGGCAAGUCCCAGGUGCUGAAGUCGCUCAACAAAACAUACCAAAAGCUGCAGCGGAGGCCGGUCACCGUGGACCUCGACCCCAAGGCUGUGACCUGCGAUGAACUGUUUGGGGUCAUUCAUCCGGCCACACGGGAGUGGAAGGAUGGUCUGUUCUCCACAGCGAUGCGUGACCUGGCCAACAUCACACAUGACGGGCCCAAGUGGAUCAUCCUCGAUGGAGACAUUGAUCCCAUGUGGAUUGAGUCCCUGAACACAGUCAUGGAUGACAAUAAGGUUCUAACCUUGGCCAGCAACGAGCGUAUCCCCCUCACCCCCACCAUGAGGCUCAUCUUUGAGAUCAGCCAUCUGCGGACAGCCACGCCAGCCACCGUGUCCCGCGCGGGAAUCCUCUACAUCAACCCCGCGGACCUGGGCUGGAACCCCAUUGUGACCAGCUGGAUUGAGACGAGGACAGUAAAGUCUGAGAAGGCUGUUCUGAUGAUCCUCUUUGACAAGUACCUGCCACCAUGCCUGGAGAAGCUCAGGUCUGGGUUCAAGACAAUCACCCCUGUCCCCGAGGUCACGGCCAUACAGACAGUGCUGUCCCUGCUGGAAUGUCUCCUGACGCCAAAGAAUGUCCCACCAGACUCGCCCCGGGAGCAAUAUGAGCUCUACUUUGUCUUCGCCUGUACCUGGGCCUUUGGCGGGGCCUUGUUCCAGGACCAGCUGGUGGAUCACCGGCAGCAGUUCAGCAAGUGGUGGCUGACAGAUUUUAAAGCCAUCAAGUUUCCUAAUGAGGGGACAAUUUUUGACUAUUACAUUGAUCCGGCAACAAAGACAUUCAUGCCUUGGGAUGAAAGAGUGCCACAGUUCGAGCUCGACCCUGAAGUCCCCUUACAGGCCGCCAUGGUGCACACCACAGAGACCAUCCGCCUCCGCUACUUCCUGGACCUGCUGAUGGAGAAGCGGCAACCAGUGAUGCUGGUGGGGAACGCAGGGACGGGAAAGUCGGUCCUAAUGUGGGACAAGCUGGGAGCCCUUGGCACAGACGAAUAUCUGGUGCAGUCUGUGCCCCUCAACUUCUACACCACCUCAGCCAUGCUGCAGGCUGUCCUUGAGAAGCCCCUGGAGAAGAAAUCGGGAAGAAUCUAUGGCCCACCCGGCUCCAGAAGGCUGGUCUACUUUAUUGACGACAUGAACAUGCCAGAGGUGGACAAGUAUGGCACCGUGGCACCACACACGCUCAUCCGGCAGCACCUGGACCAUGGGCACUGGUACGACAGGACCAAACUGACCCUGAAGGACAUUCGCAACUGCCAGUACGUGGCCUGCAUGAACCCAACCGCGGGGUCCUUCACCAUCGACUCACGGCUGCAGCGCCACUUCUGCGUCCUUGCCGUGAGCUUUCCCAGCCGGGAGGCGCUGCACACGGUGUAUGGCACCAUCCUGGAGCAGCACCUGGCCCGGCAGCAGAUGUCACAAGCUCUUCAGAAGAUGCAGCCCCAGCUGGUAGCAGCAGCACUGGCCCUGCACCAGAAGGUUUCCUCCAACUUUCUGCCAACAGCAGUUAAGUUCCACUACCUCUUCAACCUGCGGGACCUCUCCAACAUAUUUCAGGGACUGCUCUUCUCCACCCCUGAGUGCCUGAAAAGCCCUGUGGACUUGGUGCGUCUCUGGCUUCAUGAAGCAGAGAGGGUGUACGGAGACAAGCUCGUUGACGAAGAGGAUCAGACCAGCUUCAGGAAGCUGCUGGUGGACAUCUGCAAAGCUGCCUUUCAAGACCUCAGCGAAGACGUAGUGUUUGCCAAGCCCAACAUCUACUGCCACUUCGCCCAGGGCUUUGAUGAGCCCAAGUACAUGCCAGUGCCAAGCUGGUCAACUCUGAGUGACCUGCUGGGGGAAGCCCUGGACAGCUAUAACGAGGUGAACGCAGCAAUGAACCUGGUGCUCUUUGAAGACGCAGUGUCUCACAUUUGCAGAAUUAGCAGGAUCCUGGAGUCUCCUCGGGGCAAUGCGCUACUGGUGGGGGUGGGAGGCAGCGGGAAGCAGAGCCUGGCACGGCUGGCAGCUCACAUCAGCAACCUGAGCGUGUUCCAGAUCACACUGAGGAAAGGCUACAGCACCGCAGACCUGAAGGUGGACCUGGCCUCCCAGUACCUCAAGGCAGCCGUGAAGAACGUCCCCACCGUGUUCCUGAUGACGGACUCCCAGGUGGCUGAAGAAUCGUUCCUGGUUCUAAUCAAUGAUUUCUUGGCGUCUGGGGAAGUGCCAGGUCUCUUUCAGGAUUCUGACCUGGAAACCAUCAUCGGUGCCAUGAGACCCCAAGUGAAGUCCCUUGGAUUGGAGGAUACAAAGGAAAACUGCUGGAAAUUCUUUAUAGAAAAAGUCCGGCGCCAGUUAAAGGUCGUCCUCUGCUUCUCCCCCGUGGGCUCAACCCUGCGUGUGCGGGCCAGGAGGUUCCCUGCCGUGGUCAACUGCACGGCCAUCGACUGGUUCCACGAGUGGCCAGAGGACGCUCUCGUGUCUGUCAGCAGCAGGUUCCUGGAGGAAACGGAGGACAUUGAGCCAGAGGUCAAAGUCUCCAUCAGCCAGUUCAUGUCCUUCGUCCACACGAGCUCCAAGGAGAUGUCCAAGAUCUACCUGGCCGUGGAGAGACGCUAUAAUUACACCACGCCAAAGACCUUCUUGGAGCAGAUAAAGCUCUACCAAAGCCUGCUGGCGAGUAAAAGGAGCAAGCUGGCUGCCAGCAUCGAGAGGCUGGAGAAGGGGUUGAUGAAGCUGCAGAGCACAGCAUCACAGGUGGACGACCUGAAAGCCAUGCUGGCAAUCCAGGAGGCAGAGCUGAAGCAGAAGAACGAGGACACGGAUAAACUGAUCCACGUGGUGGGUGUUGAGACAGAGAAGGUCACCAAGGAGAAAGCCAUUGCUGAUGAGGAGGAGCUGAAGGUCGAGGCCAUUAACAAGGUCGUGGCUGAGAAGCAACAAGCCUGCGCAAGUGAACUGGCAGAAGCAGAGGUGGUGCUCUCUGCUGCCCGCGAGGCCCUCAACACACUCAACAAGUACAACCUGACAGAGCUGAAGUCCUUCGGGGCUCCGCCCCCAGAAGUGGUGAAUGUGAUGGCAGCUGUGCUGAUUCUGACGGCCGAAAAUGGCAAGAUUCCAAAGGACAAGAGCUGGACAGCAGCAAAAGUCAAGAUAGGAAAAGCAGACACUUUCCUUUCAAGCUUACAAAACUACGACGGGGAAAACAUCCCUGAGCCCUGUCUCAAGGCAUUUCAGCCGUACCGGUCAGACCCUGGGUUUGAUCCCGAGUUCAUCAAGUCCAAAUCAACAGCUGCAGCAGGGCUGUGCUCCUGGUGCCUCAACAUGGUCCGCUACUACGAGGUGCACUGCGAGGUGAAGCCCAAGAGGCAGGCGGUGGCUGACGCUGAUGCCGAGCUGGCCGAGGCGCAGCAGAGGCUCAGUCGCAUUAAGAGCAAAAUUGUGACCCUGAAUGCCAAUCUGGCGACUCUCACUGCUCAGUUUGAGAAAGCCACAGCAGAGAAGAUCAAAUGCCAGCAGGAGGCUGAUGAAACCAACAAAGUCAUCACCUUGGCAAACAGGCUCGUUGGGGGUCUGGCAUCCGAAAACGUCCGCUGGGCUGAGUCAGUGGGCCAGCUCAAAGAGCAGGGGAAGACGCUGUGCGGGGAUGUGCUGCUGGUGUCCGCCUUUGUGUCCUACGUCGGAUAUUUCACCAAGAAGUACAGAGCUGAGCUGAUGGAGCAGCACUGGAUCCCCUUCCUCAACGGGCUGACGGUGCCCAUCCCCAUCACCCCAGGCCUGGACCCCCUCAGCCUCCUCACGGACUCUGCCGAUGUGGCUGCCUGGAACAACCAGGGGCUGCCCAGCGACCGCACCUCCACCGAGAAUGCUGCCAUUCUCUGCAGCACCCAGCGGUGGCCACUGCUCGUGGACGCCCAGCUCCAGGGCAGCAAGUGGAUCAAGAACAAAUACGGGGAGGAGCUGCAGGUCGUCCGCCUGGGCCAGCGGAGGUACCUGGACACAAUCGCGCAGGCAGUCUCUGAAGGACAGACGCUGCUGAUCGAGGACAUUGGUGAGACGGUGGAGGCGGUGCUGGACCCACUGCUGGGCAAGACCAUCUUGGGCAGAUACAUUAGGAUUGGAGAUAAAGAAGUGGAAUAUCACCAGCAGUUCCGCUUGAUCCUGCACACCCGUUGUUUCAACCCGCACUACAAGCCGGAGGUGCAGGCUCAGUGCACUCUCAUCAACUUCUUGGUGACACGGGAGGGCCUGGAGGACCAGCUUCUGGCUGCGGUGGUGGCCCGGGAGCGGCCGGACCUGGAGACCCUGAAGGCAAACCUAACCAAGAGCCAGAACGAGUUCAAGAUCAAGCUGAAGGAGCUGGAGGACUCACUGCUCGCCCGGCUGUCGGCUGCUGGGGGAGACUUCCUGCGGGACACAGCUCUGGUGGAAAACCUGGAAACAACAAAGCGCACAGCCAAGGAAAUCGAGGAAAAAGUGAAAGAAGCUAAAGUCACCGAAGUACAAAUAAACGUCGCGAGAGAGAACUACCGCCCAGCGGCAGAGCGCGCGUCCCUGCUGUACUUCAUCCUGAGCGACCUCGGCAAGAUCAACCCCAUCUACCAGUUCUCUCUCAAGGCCUUCAAUGGAGUUUUCGAGAAAGCCAUCCAGCGUGCGGCCCCCAGCCAGGACACCAAGCAAAGGGUGGUCAACCUGACAGACCAGAUCACCUACUCAGUCUAUAUGUACACAGCACAGGGCCUCUUUGAGAGAGACAAACUCAUCUUCCUGGCCCAGGUUGCCUUCCAGGUCCUGACCAUCAAGAAAGAAGUGAACCCAGCAGAGCUGGACUUUCUCCUGCGCUUCCCUUCCAAGGCCGGCGUCACUUCUCCCGUGGACUUCCUGCAGACCCAGGGCUGGGGUGCUGUCAAGGCUCUCUCAGACAUGGAAGAGUUCAGGAACCUGGACAGUGACAUAGAGAACUCGGCAAAGCGAUGGAAAAGGUUUGUGGAGAUGGAGGCACCAGAAAAGGAGGCGCUCCCCAUGGACUGGAAGAACAAGUCAGCCCUGCAGAAGCUGUGCGUGCUGCGGUGCCUGCGCCCCGACAGGAUGACCUAUGCCAUCAAGAAAUUUGUGGAAGAGAAGAUGGGGAAGAAGUAUGUGGAAGGAAGGAGCAUUGACCUCUCUGAGGUGUACAAGGAGAGCAGCCCUUCCACACCCCUGUUCUUCAUCCUCUCCCCUGGCGUGGAUCCACUGAAAGAUGUAGAGGCGCUGGGCACGAGGCUGAACUUCACCAUUGACAACGGGAAGAUCCACAACGUGUCACUGGGGCAGGGCCAGGAGGUCGUGGCAGAACAGGCCAUGGAGGUGGCUGCUGAGCAGGGCCACUGGGUCAUCCUACAGAACAUCCAUCUGGUGGCCCGGUGGCUGGACACACUGGACAAGCUGGUGGAGCAGCACAGCAUGGAGAGCCACCCCGAGUACCGGCUGUUCAUGAGCGCCGAGCCAGCCGGCAGCCCCGAGUCGCACAUCAUCCCGCAGGGGCUGCUGGAAAACUCCAUCAAAAUCACCAGCGAGCCGCCGACAGGCAUGCGUGCCAACCUGCACAGGGCCCUCGACCUCUUCUCCCAGGAAACACUGGAGCAGUGCAGCAAGGAGACCGAGUUCAGGUGCAUCCUGUUUGCACUCUGCUACUUCCACGCAGCGGUGGCCGAGCGGCGCAGGUUUGGCACCCAGGGCUGGAACAGGCCCUACCCCUUCAACAGCGGCGACCUGACCGUCUCCGUUAACGUCCUGCACAACUACCUGGAGGCCAACGCCAAGGUACCAUGGGAUGAUCUCCGGUACCUCUUUGGCGAGAUCAUGUACGGAGGGCACAUCACUGAUGACUGGGACCGCCGGCUGUGCCGCACGUACCUGAGCGAGUACGUCCAGCCGGAGAUGCUGGAAGGGGAGGUGUUCCUGGCUCCAGGGUUUGCAGUCCCUCCCCGCCUGGAUUACCAGGACUACCACCAGUACAUCGACGACAACCUGCCAGGCGAGAGCCCCCACCUGUACGGCCUGCACCCCAACGCAGAGAUGGGCUUCCUGACCGUCACCUCGGACAGGCUCUUCCGCACCGUCCUGGAACUGCAGCCCAAGGAAUCUGAGGCUGGUGGAGGCGCAGGUGGUUCCCGGGAGGAACAGGUGAAGUCAGUCCUGGAUGAGAUCAUGGGGCAGCUGCCAGAGCCGUUCAAUAUGGAGGAGCUGAUGGCGAAGGCAAAGGAGAAAACUCCAUACACAGUUGUUGCCCUCCAGGAAUGUGAGAGGAUGAACAUCCUGACCAACGAGAUCAGGCGCUCGCUGAAGGAGCUGGACCUGGGCCUGCAGGGAGAGCUGACAAUUACAUCAGAGAUGGAAGAGCUGGGAAAUGCUCUCUUCUAUGACAGCAUUCCAGAAUCCUGGACACGUCAUGCUUAUCCCUCCCUCCUCAGCUUGGGAACCUGGUAUGCAGACCUGCUCCUGCGGAUCAGGGAACUGGAAGUCUGGGCAACAGACUUUGUGCUGCCUGCAACAGUGUGGCUGGCGGGAUUCUUCAACCCCCAGUCCUUCCUCACAGCCAUCAUGCAGUCCACAGCCAGGAAAAAGCAGUGGCCACUGGAUAAGAUGUGUCUGGCGACAGAAGUGACUAAGAAAACCCGGGAGGACAUAACAUUUCCACCCAGAGAAGGCUCCUAUGUGCACGGGCUGUUCAUGGAAGGUGCGCGCUGGGAUGUGGCCUCAGGGUCGAUUGCCGACGCGCUGCUGAAGGAGCUGACGCCCGCCAUGCCAGUCAUCUUGCUCAGAGCCAUCCCUGUGGACCGCGUGGACACCAUCAACAUCUACGAAUGUCCCGUCUACAAGACACGGAUGCGAGGGCCCACCUACGUCUGGACCUUCAACCUGAAGACAAAAGAAAAAGCUGCCAAGUGGGUCCUGGCUGGUGUGGCUCUGCUCCUAGAGGCCUGA